Molecule: messenger RNA, 1659 nt
Organism: Vigna angularis (adzuki bean)
Lineage: Eukaryota; Viridiplantae; Streptophyta; Magnoliopsida; Fabales; Fabaceae
Product: wall-associated receptor kinase 5
Exons: 2
Coding region: 287-1438 (383 amino acids)
Biological process (GO): protein phosphorylation; cell surface receptor signaling pathway
Cellular component (GO): plasma membrane
Molecular function (GO): ATP binding; protein serine/threonine kinase activity
Source: RefSeq, a predicted model, not a curated record
UCGAAAGUGCAUUUUGUUUGGAUCAGAUAAGGAUGAAUGCGCUUUGAACAGCAAUCCAUGCGUCCACAAGAAAAGCUGCAAAAACGCCCCUGGAGAAGGUUUGAAGUGCUCAUGUCCAAAGGGCCACGAAGGAGAUGGAUUGAGAAAUGGCCAAGGCUGCAGACCCAAAAGAGACAAAAACACAGGGAAUCUUAUUCUUAUAAUUGGAUUGAGUUUGAGCUUAAGUCUAUUGGCAGUGGUUGUGGGAUGCCUGAACAUAUACCCUCAAUUCCGUGAAAGAAAGCUCAUGAAAAUCAGAGAGAAUUAUUUUAAGAAAAAUGGUGGCAUGUUAUUGCAAAGGCAGAUUGAUCUGGUCAAUGGCUCAACCGAGAGAGCCACAAUUUUCACUGCUGAGGAGCUCAAGAAAGCCACCGACAACUACGAUGAUGAUAGAAUCAUAGGCAAAGGAGGACAUGGAACGGUGUACAAAGGUAUAUUAUCAAAUGGCAGUGUUGUUGCCAUCAAGAAGGCCAUGGUUUGCAACCAAACCGAGAUUGGCCAAUUCAUCAACGAAGUGGUCGUGCUUUCCCAAAUCAACCAUAGGAAUGUUGUCAAACUACUAGGUUGCUGUCUGGAGACUGAGUUUCCUUUGCUUGUUUAUGAGUUCAUCACCAACGGUACCCUCUGUGAGCAUCUACAUUUUGAAGGUGAGGCAUGUGGUGAUAAACACAAACUUUCAUGGACAACACGUUUGAGAAUUGCAGCAGAGACAGCAGAAUCUCUUGCAUACUUGCAUUCUUCUGUUUCCACACCCAUCACACAUAGAGAUGUUAAAACAGCAAAUAUUCUUCUAGAUGACAACCUCACAGCCAAAGUUUCUGACUUUGGUGCUUCAAAGCUUGUUCCUCUUGAUCAAACUCAGUUAACAACGUUGGUGCAAGGAACCAUGGGUUACCUUGACCCUGAGUACUUCCAAACAAGCCAACUAACCGAGAAGAGUGAUGUUUACAGCUUUGGUGUUGUUCUUGCAGAACUAUUGACAAGUAAGAAGGCACUUUCGUUCUUUAGGCCUCAGAGUCAUAGGAAUUUGUCCAUGUAUUUUGUUUCUGCAAUGAAUGAGGGUCGGUUGGAUCAAAUAUUGGACAAGGAAAUCGUGAGUGAUGCAAGUGUUGAGUAUGUGAUAGAAGUUGCUAAUCUAGCCAAAAGGUGUCUUAGGUUGCAUGGAGAAGAAAGACCAAGCAUGAAAGAAGUUGCUAUGGAGUUGGAGGGAAUAAGGAUCAUUGAAAAACAUUCACUGGGAGGAGCAAAAGAUGUUGCAUCUCAGGAAGAAACAGAGAGCUUUCUCAAACCACGUUCUCAUUUUAGUAUUGAUCACGGUGAUGGUACUGGUAGCAGUACAAUUUCUAGGUUCUAUGAUUUGCAUAACCAGAUUUUGGAACCACUUGAAGAUGGACGAUGAACAACAAACGCAGAUCGGGAUAAGUUGUAAGAUUUCAGAUUCACUUAGUUGUAACCAUACGCAGUUAAACAUAUAUAAUAUAUUAGAAAUUUUAAUAUUUAGAACAACAAAAUUUAUUUAAGUUAGAGUUUGAUUAAAUAUAUGUUAGUUUUCCUUUAUACAAAGUGGGUUUUGUUGGACAUUUCACAAAGUAUCUUUUAGGACUUACUCAUCAUCUCUUC